Messenger RNA from Suillus bovinus, 2060 nucleotides. Its product is annotated as kinase-like domain-containing protein. Lineage: Eukaryota; Fungi; Basidiomycota; Agaricomycetes; Boletales; Suillaceae. Gene Ontology annotation, biological process: protein phosphorylation. Gene Ontology annotation, molecular function: protein kinase activity; ATP binding. The transcript is spliced from 13 exons. Bases 123 to 2060 code for a protein of 645 amino acids. The record is from RefSeq and is a predicted model, not a curated record.
CUCAAGGCCUCAUGCACAUCACCAUGCGCCACCCUUCCUAUCGAUAGACUACAUUGGAUACACAACCAGAGUUACCAGACUCUGGUCGUGCUUUUCCUUUGGGCACGGUUAAAUCUUUCAGUAUGACCGACCAGCAUCGUCGCCGUUCUCUCCGUUCGACGGCGCAACGCCAUCAACAUCCAUACCGUGACACCAGACCGCUUCGCGUGGCCCGUGAAAAAUCAAAUUUUGGAACGGACACUGGAGUUGAAGGUCCUCUGGCAGUAGAUCAGCGAAGGUUUACUGGAACUCUCGAACCAUCUACACUCACCACUCCCGAUGUCGCUCCUUCGAUCACUCCAAUCUCCAUCCCAGACUUAACUAGUCUUAUCAAACGACGCAGCCAAUACCCAAUUUCCGGCGGCGCAUAUGGAGACGUUUACCAUUGUACAUACCACGGACCAGAGGGCGAUGAAGAGGUUGCCGUCAAAGCAAUUCGACCACAAUAUUUUAACACCGAGAUGUUUCGGAGAGAGCUUGGAAUUUGGAAGAGGUUACGGCAUUCUAAUAUUUUGAAAUUCAUGGGCACAACUUCGGACUUUGGUCCCUCAAAAGCUUUGGUUGCUCCGUGGAUGAAAAAUGGCACUUUGACAUCGUUUCUCCGCGAGAACGAGUCCCUGAGGCUGCAUGAUCGUCUGCUUUUGCUUCGUGACGUUGCUGCUGGCCUCAAUUAUCUUCAUACGUUUAGUUUGACAGAAGACGGACAUACGGACUUGAACCCCAUCGUUCAUGGAGAUCUCACUGGUACCAAUGUCCUGAUCGAUGGUGAUAGAAAGGCGUAUCUUGCAGAUUUUGGCCUUUCCGGAACUUUUGAAAAGUUAGCCGGCAUGACGUAUCUCGCGAAAAGGAGCUGUCAUCCAGGAGCAAUGAGAUGGACAGCUCCUGAGCUUCUCUCUGGAGAAGAAUCAGCUUCAGCAGCUACCACUCGAAGUGAUAUGUACUCCUUUGGUAGUAUCAUGCUUCAAGUUUUAACGGGAGAUAUUCCUUGGUGUCACUUGACCAAAGACAACGCAGUCGUGGCUGCAAGUCGCUUAAUGGGAAAUGCAUCCUCACCCAUUGAUCGUCCUCCUGCCGAGGAAGCAGUUCAAUUUGUGAAUAGCAUUUUGUGCACGAGUCCGCAGACCUCGACCUCGUCGAUCUCCAGCGAUGAGCGACACCCGGUUAUAGCCCGUGAUGAUUAUCUUCGGGGGGAUACUGAUGCUCGACUUCCGGUGAUGCAGGACAUUGAUUCACCAUUGGACGAUCAAGAAAAUUAUUCCACUAUUUAUGGCUUAGAACCAUCAUGGAUGUCAUACGUUUUCCAAGACAUACCCCCUGAAUAUCUCUUGCCCCAACACAUUAACAACAUCCAACACGACUGGUCUGAGGCGAAUUUUGGUGUUGGGCCUCAUUUCAAUGACCAGGAACCUUCUGAAAUAUCACUUUCGGUGGACUAUACUUCCCUAAGCACGAUUGCGAUAGACCAUACUUCCAGAAACACGAUAUGGUCCAAUAUCUUCGGGAAUACUGAUGCUCGACUUCCGGUGAUGCAGGACAUUGAUUCACCAUUGGACACUCGAGAAAACUAUCCUGGGGUUAUGCUGCCUGCGUAUCCUUCCACUACUUAUAGCUUAGAACAAUCAUGGACGCAAUCAAACCUGCCUCGACCAUACACCAGUGGCUUUUCUCCAACGUACCACGCACGCUUCGCGGACGAAGACAAGAAUAACGUUACCAUACCCUCUGGAUAUCGCUUGCCCCAACACAUUAACAACGUCCAAUACAACUGGUUUAACCUGAACAUGCAACAAAACGCAUCAUUGCAGCACUAUAUGCAGCAUGUUCUCCGUAUCCAAUAUUUGCAUGUCGACGGGUCGAUUGAUAAACUCAUUUGGAAUCUCAUACAUUCCAGUGAUUCAGCCCGAGAGGCUGCAUGUUUGCUUGCGGAUUUGCACCGCAAGAGCACCCAAGGUGCGAUUGGCGCUAUUGCACCAGCGUUUCGGAACUCGUCAGACGCGGGCAAAAUAUCGAAACUAUCCUGA